GUCACCUUGCAUCAGAUGGCGCAUGCGCAGAAGACUGAGAGGACUCGUGGCUGUGUUUAUGCUAACUAAGCUGACGUCUCUCUGUUCCAUUCAUAGAGAUGGCCACCCUCUACGUGUCCCCUCAUCCCGAUGACUUCAGGAGUCUCCUGGCUCUCAUCGCUGCCGAGUUCUGUCCAUCACCUCGUCCUCGGAUCAUCUCAGAGGAUCCACCAGCAUCCCUGAAUGUCCGCUCCGGACCAGCCCUGGUCCUGGCAGCAGCUGCUGGGGACGGGGACUCUGUCCUGAGCGGGGCCAGUGCUGUUGCAUGGUACUUGGCCUUUCAGGGGAAGAGGGCCGGGAUGGACUCCAAGCAGCAGAGUCAAGUGUGGCAGUGGCUGAGCUUUGCAGACAAUGAGCUCACCCCUGUUUCCUGUGCUGUGGUCUUCCCUUUGAUGGGAGUGAUGGGCGUAGAUAAAAAGCUCCAGCAGAGUUCUCGAGCAGAGCUUAUGCGGGUUCUAAAAGUUCUCAAUCAGACCUUGGCGCCGAGAACUUACUUGGUGGGAGAGAGUCUCACUCUGGCUGAUAUGGCUGUUGCUGCAGCUGUUCUUCUACCAUUCAAAUAUGCGCUAGAGCCCUCAGACAGGAAGGCAGUGACCAAUGUGACCAGGUGGUUCACGACCUGCAUUAACCAGCCUCAGUUUCUGAAGGCGCUGGGAGAGAUCGCUCUUUGUGAGAAGGUGGGGCUAGUAACACCAACACCAAAAGCUGCAAAUGUCACUGCAUUUGUGGACUCCAACAACUCUACAGAAAAUGGUCCACCAAAGACAGAGGCGCAGCUGAAAAAGGAAGCAAAGAAGAGAGAAAAACUGGAAAAGUUUCAGCAGAAGAAGGAAAUGGAGGCAAAGAAAAAGACACAACCUCCAGCAGAGAAAAAGGCAAAACCUGAAAAGAAGGAGCUCGGAGUGAUUACAUACAACAUUCCUACACCCUCCGGAGAAAAAAAAGACGUCAUCGGUGCGCUCCCCGACUCCUACAGUCCUCAGUACGUGGAGGCUGCCUGGUAUCCGUGGUGGGAGAAGCAGGGCUUCUUCAAACCCGAGUAUGGUAGGAAGAGCGUCAGUGAGCCAAACCCUCAUGGCAUCUUCAUGAUGUGCAUCCCUCCUCCAAACGUGACUGGAUCUCUUCACCUGGGUCAUGCCCUCACCAACGCCAUUCAGGAUUGUCUGACCAGAUGGCACAGGAUGCGUGGGGAAACCACCCUGUGGAACCCGGGCUGCGACCACGCCGGCAUCGCGACACAAGUGGUGGUGGAGAAGAAGCUGAAGAGAGAGAGGGGUCUGACCCGCCAUGAUCUGGGCAGGGAGAACUUCAUCCAGGAAGUUUGGAAAUGGAAGAACGAGAAGGGAGACCGUAUUUACCACCAGCUGAAGAAACUGGGGUCCUCUCUGGACUGGGAUAGAGCGUGCUUCACUAUGGACCAGAAACUGUCCUAUUCGGUGCAGGAGGCCUUCAUCCGGAUGCACGAUGAGGGGGUGAUUUACAGAAGCAAGAGGCUCGUCAACUGGUCCUGCACACUGAACUCUGCCAUCUCUGACAUAGAGGUGGAUAAAAAGGAGCUCACCUGCAGAACUCUGCUUCCUGUGCCCGGCUACAAGGACAAAGUAGAGUUCGGGGUCUUGGUGUCUUUUGCUUACAAGGUGGAGGGAUCAGAUGAGGAGGUGAUCGUGGCCACAACCCGUAUUGAGACGAUGUUAGGAGACACGGCCGUGGCUGUCCACCCGGCUGACCUCAGAUACCAGCAUCUGAAGGGAAAAACGGUGCUGCAUCCCUUCUGUGAGCGCAAGAUGCCAAUAGUCUUCGACGACUUUGUGGACAUGAAUUUUGGAACAGGUGCUGUCAAAAUCACCCCAGCUCACGACCAUAAUGACUAUGAGGUCGGAGAGAGACACAAUCUGGCCUUCAUCAACAUCUUGGAUGAAAAUGGCCUUCUCAUUAACGUGCCUCCCCCCUUUCUGGGCAUGAAGCGAUUCGAGGCCAGAACAGCCGUCCUUCAGGCGCUCAAGGACAGAGGCCAGUUUAAGGAGAUCAAAGACAACCCCAUGGUUGUGCCGGUCUGCAGUCGUUCAAAGGACAUCGUGGAGCCGCUGCUGAAGCCUCAGUGGUACGUGAACUGCACAGAUAUGGGCAAACAGGCUGCAGACGCUGUGAGAGAAGGCCAGCUCAAGAUCAUCCCCGAUCACCACCUGAAGACGUGGUUCAACUGGAUGGACAACAUUAGAGACUGGUGUAUUUCCCGGCAGCUGUGGUGGGGUCACCGUAUUCCUGCUUAUUUCAUCACUGUAAACGAUCCUGCUGUGAAACCCGGCAAGGACAUGGAUGGUCAUUACUGGGUGAGUGGCAGAUCAGAGGAGGAGGCCAAAGAGAAAGCAGCGAAACGCUUCAAUGUGUCUGUGGAGAAAAUUUCCCUGAGACAGGAUGAGGAUGUUCUGGACACUUGGUUCUCGUCUGGCAUUUUCCCCUUCUCUAUUUUUGGAUGGCCUAAUGAGACCCAGGACCUGAACGUGUUCUACCCUGGCACCUUGCUGGAGACGGGUCAUGACAUCCUGUUCUUCUGGGUGGCCCGCAUGGUGAUGAUGGGCCUCAAACUGACGGGCAAACUGCCUUUCAAAGAGGUUUAUUUGCACGCCGUGGUGCGGGACGCUCAUGGGAGGAAGAUGAGCAAGUCCCUCGGGAACGUCAUCGACCCGCUGGACGUCAUUACAGGGAUCUCCCUGGAGGGUCUCCACGCCCAGCUGAUAGACAGUAACUUGGAUCCUGUGGAGGUGGAGAAGGCGAAGCAAGGCCAGAAGUCCGACUAUCCCAACGGCAUCCCGGAGUGUGGGACAGAUGCUCUCCGGUUUGCGCUGUGCGCCUACACCAGCCAAGGAAGGGACAUAAACCUGGAUGUCAACCGCAUCCUGGGGUAUCGUCACUUCUGCAACAAACUGUGGAACGCUGUGAAGUUCGCAAUGAAAACACUUGGAGACGGCUUUGUUCCAUCAGAAAAAGCCCAGCUGUCUGGAGAGGAAAGUGCAUCAGACAGGUGGAUCCUGUCCAGACUGAGUGCAGCGGUGGCCCUCUGUGAUGCUGGCUUCAAGGCCUACGAUUUCCCAGCCAUCACCACCUCCGUCUACAACUUCUGGCUCUAUGAGCUCUGUGACAUCUACCUGGAAAGCGUGAAACCAGUGUUUAUUAAAGCAGAUGAAGACGGCGCCACCCAGAGGCAAGCCGAAGUGUGCAGGCAGACCCUUUACACCGGUUUAGACGUCGGUUUGCGGCUCCUUUCUCCAUUGAUGCCGUUCGUCACUGAAGAACUCUACCAGAGGUUACCUCGACGAAAACCUGCUGAUCCACCUAGCAUCUGUGUCACGUCCUACCCUGACACCACGGAGUUUUGCUGGAACAGCGAGGAGGUGGACCGUGAAAUGGAGUUCAUCAUGACUGUGGUCAAGACGGUCCGAUCUCUCAGGGCCGACUACAACCUGACGAAGACCAGAGCCGACUGCUACCUCCACUGCAUAGACGCUGCAACCGUGUCACUGGUGCAGAAAUACAGCCUGCAGAUUCAGACCUUGUCUUACUCUCAGGCCGUCAUCCCUUUGACAGCCAACCAGCUGGUCCCAGACGGCUGCGCUGUGGCUAUCGCUUCUGACAGAUGUACCGUCAACCUUAUGCUCAAGGGUCUAAUUGAUGUGGAGAAGGAAGUGACUAAGCUGAUGACAAAGAAAGGUGACUUAGAGAAACAGAUGGAGAAACUGAGAGAGAAGAUGGUGAAGAAUGAUUACAAGGAGAAGGUGCCGGCAAAGGUCCAGGAGCAGGAUGCUGAGAAGCUACGCCAGAGCCAGACCGAGCUGGAGAAAGUGAACGAAGCCAUAAAAAACUUCAGGAAAAUGAUGUAACUUUUCGCUUUUUGUGAAUCAGGAUUCAGUUCUUUUUUUCAUGUCAUCGUGUUGAUUUUUCAAGCUGAUUAUAGUAUGAAAGGACUUCAUAAAGCUCUUAUUGAACACA
Girardinichthys multiradiatus is the source of this 4026-nucleotide messenger RNA. It is a transcript of the gene vars1, whose product is annotated as valyl-tRNA synthetase 1. The coding region runs from base 99 to 3917 and encodes 1272 amino acids. Gene Ontology annotation, cellular component: cytosol. Lineage: Eukaryota; Metazoa; Chordata; Actinopteri; Cyprinodontiformes; Goodeidae. Gene Ontology annotation, molecular function: valine-tRNA ligase activity; aminoacyl-tRNA deacylase activity; ATP binding. The transcript has 28 exons. Gene Ontology annotation, biological process: valyl-tRNA aminoacylation. The record is from RefSeq and is a predicted model, not a curated record.